AUGUUAAAACCUGAUAUGAUCAAGAUCCCCACACAUAACAAGUCUGACGAUGAGUACGGAAGAUGCAAGCAGGACAGCCUUGCAAACCAGGUGAUGGUAAGGGUGCAUCGGCAAUAUCCAGUUUCAGAUGAGCUGGGGGAGUCAUGGACUGUGAAUUUCAAGUAUAUGCCGCCUGCAGAAUGGACAACACCGGACCAGAAAGCUUUUCUUGAGUCGAAGUACAACAAUUUUUUGAAGGCACAAGUUGGGGCGUCUGUUACGCAAUUCUGGGGCCCUGUGUUCUCGGAGUGGUUCAGAAGGUUCCCUGAGGAACUUGCAAUUUUUGGUGAAGUGCCGGAAGUCUUGUCAGAAGAGCAAAAAGAGGCGAAAGGCACAGCUGUUGAACUCAGGCAAAAGAAAAUCAAGAAUUGGUUUAACUACCAUUCUCAGAAAAGCAGCUGCUCUGCUGUAAACGCAAUGGGCAAAACAAUUCGGCAGAUGCUCACCAACAAAGCCAAGGGCACGCGAAUCCACACAGAGGCUGAAGUAUUCUCGAAGAUGAGGUAUGCGGAUGACGUCCAGGCGCAAGUGAAGGAGAGCAUCGCUUCAGGCAGCCUUACCAAGAGUGAAAAGUUGGGAGCUGUGAGAUUGAUGACACGCACAGCUUAUGAGGAUGCGAGUGAGGAUGUUAAGGCCUUGUGUAGGGCAAAGGUUCAGGCAGAACGGGAUGCCAAGGCAUCAGAAGUCCUCAAGUAGACAGAUGAGGCCCCUACCAAUGCGCAAUAUGCUAGGUACGAACCAUUCUACAACACUCCCACUUUAAGUUGCUCAAUGGGUGAUUUUAUAGGGCACUUACCGAAUGUAUGGGUCCGAUUUCACAAUUCAUGCAAGUCAUUAAAG
Suillus fuscotomentosus is the source of this 879-nucleotide messenger RNA. RefSeq lists its product as uncharacterized. The record is from RefSeq and is a predicted model, not a curated record. NCBI's taxonomy places the organism in Eukaryota, Fungi, Basidiomycota, Agaricomycetes, Boletales, Suillaceae. The transcript is spliced from 5 exons. The coding region runs from base 1 to 735 and encodes 244 amino acids.